Molecule: messenger RNA, 1399 nt
Organism: Mya arenaria
Lineage: Eukaryota; Metazoa; Mollusca; Bivalvia; Myida; Myidae
Exons: 7
Coding region: 1-1047 (348 amino acids)
Source: RefSeq, a predicted model, not a curated record
AUGUUAAGUCUACAGAGUUACAAAGUAAACGAUGAUGUGGGUGCGGAACAGUUUGAAGACACCAAACAAGCCUUACUGGAGCAGAGAGCUGUUUUGACAAGGGAGAUAACUAUAACAUUGAGAGAUGUCGGCCAUUUUGAGCAUGAGGUUGAGAGAAUCACCUCAGAAGUGACCCAGACAGGAAAGGCUUGGAGAAGGAGGAGUAUUAUAGUCGAGAGGCAGCAGGUGGAGAAAGUGAGGAGGAGGAGGAAACUGAGGGAAAGACACCUGCACUGCAGACUGUUUUCAUGGUUCAAGUAUGAUGGUGGAGAAGUGAGGGAUCUGGCUAGCUGGCCAUCCUUAUACAAGAGUGUACAUCAGUUAUUGCAGUCACCUCCAAGCAGUCCUUCAUCCCAGGUUGAUGUAGAGGAUAUUGAUGAGCCUGGUCCGUCGAUUCAAAGACCACAACAGAGACAAGCAGCAAAAAAACGUACAGUUGCUAGGCGUGGCAAAGGCACAAGUGCUAGAAGAGCUGCCUACAAAGGAAAAAGACCAACUACUAGAACUCGCCGGUCCAAGACACCAGCACUCAGAAACAACAGCGGGAAAGUUUUAGCAAAGCAGAAAGAAGGGAUGAAGAAACAAGUGAGCAAGCUGACCAAGCCUCAACUGCAGGCUGCAAUUACGAGGGCCAUGGAGAUGGAGCCAGGGCUCAUGCUGCUUGUUUUAGCAGCCCCAGCCCCUGGAGGCAACCAACCCGAAGGUGCUGGACCUCAGCCCGAGGAAGGGAAUAUAAUUCCAAGCUGGUGUGUGUACGGAAACUGCCGGGACAUGCCGACACAGAGGGAGAGAGUUUGUUGCCUGUUGCCGCCGGAAAGCUGGUCUUUCUCAUACUGCUGUAAGAAUCUUAAUAAAACUAAAAUUCAACCUUCCCGGAUCCAUAUGGACAAUAUACUGGCUUUGUGCCAAGUAGGGUGCAGUAGGACACACAUUUUGCAUGGUAUCAACAGGGAUGACAAUUUUCCUCCUUUUAGCGGAUUUCGUCUUUUUUUGUACUCAAAACUUUAGCAAUAUUUUUUUUUUGCAUUAAAUCUGAUCUAUGAACAACUGAAUUUAUGUUUAUAGUGUGAUGGCGAUACUUUAUUACUACUAUUUUGUUCAAUUACAAAUAUUAUUGGAUCUGAUCUGUUUUCUUGACAUUUAAAAUGUUCAAAUGUGAUAAUAAAACAUAGUAUGACCAUGAAUUGUUCUGUAUAUUAUUGUCAAUGACUGAUUUUCUUAAUAAAAUUUGUACUGUCUGCUUUCUAAUAUGUUUUUGUUAAUAUUUUCUUUUCUUCUCAAAAAUCUCAUUCAAAUGAUACUCAAGUAAUAUGUCCAUUUGCGUCCAACUUUCACAUUUUCAUGUUUAAGAUGUAACUGA